CUUAGAUAAGUCUAGCCAAAAUUGGGUUCCCUUUUUCACCAUUUAAUCUGUUCGGGUUCUAAAUUGAUGCUGGGAUCGAACCUUGAUUUAGUAUCGGCGACAUCUGUUGUCCAGAGGCUUUACAGCUCGCCAAGCAGGUCGAUAAUAUGAAGCCGUCGACGGCGGACUUUCGCCGCCCGGCGAAGAGUGCUAAACGGACGACCAUUCAAGAUCUUAGCGACGAUGCGCUCUGUUUGAUAUUCGCCUAUCUCGACAUCUUUGAGCUGAUUCGAAGUUCUGCCGUCUGUUCUUCUUGGAGAAAAGUUAUUCAGAAGCUGAAGUUGCUGCAAAUACGGUAUGAGCGAGACCAUAAAAAUGAUGCCGAUUACCAAUGUCUGACAUCUUCAUGUGCAAGACCACUGAAUGAACUUCUUGAUCAGCUAGCUAUGGAAAAACACAGGGUUAGUCAGUGCCGAAUGAAGAUGGGACAAUUUCUGACUGGUGUGGGUGAUAAGGCCAUGCGACUCUGGUCAGCAGAAAGCUACAAAUGCUUGGAUGAAUAUACGCUGCCCAUGAAAGCCCCUCUAAGAGAUUACGACUUCGAUGAGAGCAAGGUUGUUGGUUUGGUUGGUGACCGGAUAUGCAUAUGGAACCGGACUGGAACAAGGAGUGUAUUUUCCUCACGUGAUGGCCUUUUCACGAAUGGACUUACUAUGCGUUAUGCUGAUCCAGAGGCCGUGGUUGGAUGUGAGGAUGGGAAAAUCCGCGUCUUUGACCUUUAUAGCAGAAAAGUUACUCAAAUCAUUAAGAUGCAUGAUGGUCCUGUUACAUGCUUAUCUUUUAGUGAAGAUCAAAUGCUUUUCAGUUGUUCUUCUCAGGAUCGUAAGGUUUCAUUGUUGGACCUUUCAACUAGUCAGACAUUGUCUUUACAGACAUCAUCUUAUAGUUCAGUGGGAAUGAAGACAUUAUGUUUCAAUCCUGCUGCGAAUUGUUUGUUUGCGGGAUCUACAGCUGGUCACAUAUUCUGUUGGGAUCUUAGGAGGAUAGACAAGACUCUAUGGGAAGACCGAGUGAGCCCGAAUGUUAUUUAUUCCAUGCAUCACCUCAGAAAUGACAAGUCAACAUUAUUAGUAGGUGGAAUAGAUGGUGUCUUGAGAGUUGUGGACCAGGAUUCCGGCGAGGUAUUAUCCAGGCACAUUAUGGAAGAACAAGAAGACAGCAGAAAUGUACACUCCUCUUCCUCUUCUGGAAGAAGUGUGAUUGUCAGGAGAGUGAAAAACCUCUCAUCGAAUGAUCGCGUCGAUCUCAUGUCCAAAACCUGUCGUCCGAAAAUCACAUGUUUGGCUGUGGGAAUGCAGAAGGUAGUGACUGCACACAAUCUUAACUAUAUCAGUGUUUGGAAAUUUAAGUAGUGGCUAUGUUGUUGCCAGUUCAUUCUUAGGGUCAUAUUUGCUUCCCAUUGUUCAUGUGAAGUCUUUAUGUGUGUUUUUGUGUUGAGUCGGGGGUUUCUCGGGAAUAGCCUUUCAACUUUCAAGUAAGGGUAACGUACGCGUACACAAUCUUCCGAGACCUUACUAUUUGGAAUUCUAUUGUGUUUGUUGAAAUGGUGUUCAUGUGAACUUGUGAUGUCUAAGUUGGAAAUUG
Molecule: messenger RNA, 1623 nt
Organism: Cuscuta campestris
Lineage: Eukaryota; Viridiplantae; Streptophyta; Magnoliopsida; Solanales; Convolvulaceae
Source: the annotation of a GenBank genome assembly